AUGUCACCUGCCAACCAACAGCGACCGAUUGUCUAUCUUCUGUCGGCGACGAACCUGCCCUCUGCGCCGCCAGGCGCGACGGAAGAUGGCCCCGACCACCACGGCCUGGAUAUCAAGAUCCUCUUCCUGCCCCACCUGAUCGCCACUAAUCAUCCUUGCCUGCAUCAGCCGGCAGCGGAUGAUCUAGGACGGGCGGAACGGGCUGGGUAA
Messenger RNA from Puccinia triticina, 210 nucleotides. RefSeq lists its product as uncharacterized. The record is from RefSeq and is a predicted model, not a curated record. Bases 1 to 210 code for a protein of 69 amino acids. Lineage: Eukaryota; Fungi; Basidiomycota; Pucciniomycetes; Pucciniales; Pucciniaceae. The transcript has 2 exons.